ACAGGAGUGGGUGGUUAGUUCCAUGAUGAAACGAGUGCUGGGGGUGGAGAGCAGAGGUGGCUGGGUGGAGCCCUGCUGGCCCUUAAGAACCAGCUGCCAGGAGGGCAGCAGAGAACCAGGCUCUCCCCCGCCGCCGCCAUGCACGGGGUCUGUGAGGAAGUGGCCCUGCUGGCCACGGUCACCCUCUGUGGAGUCCUGCUCCAAGCCUAUUUCUCCUGGCAGGUGAUCUUAGCGAGGAGGAGAUACAGGGUCUCGCCCCCCGCCACCACCGGCCCCCCCGAGUUUGAGAGAGUCUUCCGAGCUCAGGCCAACUGCACAGAGUACUUCCCCCUCUUCCUGGCCAUCCUCUGGGUCUCUGGAGUCUUCUUCCACCAAGGUACGGCAGCCGCCUGCGGCCUCCUGUACUUGGGGGCCCGGUACAGAUACUUCCACGGCUACGCUGUGUCGGCUCAUGGCAGACUGGGCCCCCUGUACUUCAGCGCCCGUGUGCUCUGGCUGCUGAUAGCUCUCUCUGCGCUUGGCCUGGUCUCCCACUUCCUUCCGGUCUCCCUGAAGACCCCCGUCCUGAGGAGGCUGCAGUGGCUGGUGACGACGAGAUAGGCGGGAGGGGGCGGUGGAGGAUGCCGGCUUGGGGGGCCUGUCAGGGUGCAGGGUCCCAAGGGAGGGGAGGGGGAUGCAGACUCCCCCCAAGGUUUGAAACAGAAUUAAACUUUUAUUACAAUUCA
Antechinus flavipes (yellow-footed antechinus) is the source of this 725-nucleotide messenger RNA. RefSeq names its product leukotriene C4 synthase (gene LTC4S). Lineage: Eukaryota; Metazoa; Chordata; Mammalia; Dasyuromorphia; Dasyuridae. Bases 139 to 600 code for a protein of 153 amino acids. Gene Ontology annotation, biological process: leukotriene biosynthetic process. Gene Ontology annotation, cellular component: endoplasmic reticulum; membrane; nuclear envelope. The transcript has 5 exons. Gene Ontology annotation, molecular function: glutathione peroxidase activity; glutathione transferase activity; leukotriene-C4 synthase activity. The record is from RefSeq and is a predicted model, not a curated record.